GGGACAAGGUACAACAGUAAAGUGGGGUGAGGAGCUUUGAUUUAGUCAGGCCACAGGCUUGUCUAUUAGACAGAAAAGUGCUUUGUCGCCGUCUUGUGGUACCUAUAAGCAAUUAAAAACCUUUUUUGCUGUCCGUCAAUUACAGAUUUUUGAUAUUCGCGGCAUACCGAUAUCAAUCCGAUCCGAUUUUAGCACUAAUCAUACAUAAUUGUUUUGUAGUAUGGAUUAUUAGAAAAGGCUUGAUCAAGUGUUUGUUCUCAAACACAGAACAAUAAUCAGCAACAGUAGGUAUACGACUUACACAUUUGGCGCUGUUUGCUCCUACACGACAUAACGCAACUGUAGUUCACCAAUCACACGACACAAAACGGUCACAUGACCGCACACAACGUCUUCUAUUGGCCUUUGCGGACAUAGGUAUAAACACUAGAUACACCAUCCCAGCUAAUUGACCUGCUUACGUGGCGGCCAUGUCGUUCCCAUAAAGGGCAAUUGCGCGCAUCUGUUUCAUUUCAUUUCAGAUGACAAAAACAACGGCUUUCAUGCAUUUUAUUAUUUUCCUAGCAUUGUCUGCCCAAACGUGGAUAUUCCAGCCCACUUAUAAGUUGCGAAAACAGCUUGUGGAUCCAGCCUCCCUUCUUUCACUUGUACUCAUGAACUGGCCGCCACCUCCUCCCAGAGAAUGAAGACAACUCGGAGAUGCAGGACUCUUCUUUCGGUGGGCUUGAACUUCUUUGCCUUGUUCUUCUCCAUCACGGCUUUCAUCACCACCUACUGGUGCGUGGGGACACAGAGGGUGCCCAAGCCCAAAUGCAGCAAACUGCGGACCCACCAGUGCAUUGACUACGGCGUCAACGAGACCGACCCAAACAAGGUGGUCUACAGCUGGGAGACCGGAGACGACCGUUUCCUCUUCCGCCAGUUCCACACUGGAAUCUGGUUCUCGUGUGAGGAGAAUAUCCACGAUGAAAGUGAGAGAUGCCGCAGCUUCAUUGAUUUGGCUCCUGCAUCAGAGAAAGGGAUGCUUUGGUUGUCGCUGGUAUCAGAGAUGCUGUACAUUAUUCUGCUGGUGGUGGGCUUCAGCCUCAUGUGUUUGGAGCUUGUCCAUACCAGCAACGUCAUUGACGGACUCAGACUCAAUGCGUUCGCUGCUGUCUUCACUGUGCUCUCAGGUCUUCUGGGCAUGGUGGCUCAUGUGAUGUACACGCAGGUCUUCCAGGUCACUGUCAGUCUGGGCCCUCCUGACUGGAGGCCGUAUAACUGGGAUUAUGGCUGGUCCUUCUGCAUGGCCUGGGCAUCCUUCACCUGCUGCAUGGGUGCAUCGGUCACCACGCUCAACUCCUACACAAAGACUGUCAUAGAGUUCAGGCACAAACGCAAGACCUUUGAGCAGAGCAUUCGGGAGGAAAACGCAAGAGAGGCUUUUGAAUAUUUCCGAGAGCCAUCUGCGCACUCCAUCUCUAAGUCUGUGGAGGUCUAUUCCAGCCAAACCCUUACGAGUGGCAGGAAGACACCCAUACCGGCGGACUCCUUAGACCUGAGUGACAUUCGGAUCUCUCUGGGGGAAGAACAGUGCUGAAAUUGGCAGGACAGCUUCAUUUGAGGCUGCUUGAUGGAUGGAUGAAGCCUGGUGGUGUUCAUUUUGAGAUAGGAACACCAACAUGCACUUCAGACCAGACAUUUAAACACUGCCUUUAAUCUCGUCGCAGGAAGUGGGAGUUAUUGAACAAUCCGAGCCAGCUGAGAACAAAACGACUGAUGUACGAUGAUGGUGUUGCUUUUUAAAAUGUACAUGUUAAAGAAAGUGUUGUAUAGUAUAUUCCCAUGAUUCCAGUGAAGGUCACAGAUGCAUCUAGCCUUACUGAACAUAUUUCUUCAACAGCAACAACAAUCACUGUAAAUGACUAACGAUAAUGAGAUUUGCACUGCUUUUCAAUUUAGAACUAAAGCCAUGAAUGCUUUCAGCUAAUCUUGUGCCUACAGACAUAAAAUUGUGCUGAUGUAAAUCA
Messenger RNA from Phyllopteryx taeniolatus (common seadragon), 2009 nucleotides. Its product is annotated as germ cell-specific gene 1-like protein. Bases 683 to 1579 code for a protein of 298 amino acids. The transcript has 6 exons. Gene Ontology annotation, cellular component: plasma membrane. Lineage: Eukaryota; Metazoa; Chordata; Actinopteri; Syngnathiformes; Syngnathidae. The record is from RefSeq and is a predicted model, not a curated record.